Molecule: messenger RNA, 3140 nt
Organism: Bacillus rossius redtenbacheri
Lineage: Eukaryota; Metazoa; Arthropoda; Insecta; Phasmatodea; Bacillidae
Product: putative fatty acyl-CoA reductase CG5065
Exons: 10
Coding region: 61-1848 (595 amino acids)
Biological process (GO): long-chain fatty-acyl-CoA metabolic process
Cellular component (GO): peroxisome
Molecular function (GO): alcohol-forming very long-chain fatty acyl-CoA reductase (NADP+) activity
Source: RefSeq, a predicted model, not a curated record
AAUUUAAAUUGUUUUAAGGUUAUCUCUAUUUACACCCAAGUUAUUCAAUUCUAAAUUUCGAUGUGGAAUAGCCAUUCAAACCAGCGUGCGGUUUUGUUUUUUCUCGGAACAUAUUCGGGCCGCACCUCCCCGCGCGCGCGGAAGGCUUGCGGCCUUGCGGUGGGUCAGGGGGGGGGACGUGGUGUGGGUCAAGCAUCCCCCCUCCUAGUGUACCCCCCCUCCGCCCCUGCCCCAUCCCGGGGGAACCCCACGGCCCGCGAGAAGGCGCGUGAGCUCAGACGACGUCUCUCCGCCGAGUUGAGUGUGCGCAGACCGCAGCCUCGGCACAGCCCUUCUGCGCAGGCGAUGAGCGACACGCAGGCGCCCGGGCUCAUCCGGGCCGUGGGCCCCGUGCAGCAGUUCUACUGCGGCCGCAGCGUGCUGCUGACGGGCGCCACGGGCUUCUGCGGCAAGGUGCUGCUGGAGAAGCUGCUGAGGAGCUGCCCGGGGCUGGAGCGCGUCUACUUGGUCGUGCGGCCCCGCCGCGGUCGGGACGAGGGAGACCGCGUGGCCAACCUCCUCAACCAGCCGCUGUUCGGGCAGCUGGGCCGGGGGGAGCUGGGCAAGGUGGUGGCGGUGUGCGGCGACCUCUCGCGGCCUGGCCUGGGACUCAGCCUGGAGGACAAGGAGAUGCUGUGCCGCCAGGUGUCCAUCAUCUUCCACGUGGGCGCCUCGGUGCGCUUCGACGACGAGCUGUGCAGCGCCUUGGCCACCAACGUGUGGGCCACGGAGGCCAUCGUGAAGCUGGCCAAGAGCAUGGACCACCUUAAGGCGCUGGUGUGCGUGUCCACGGCCUACUCCAACUGCAUCAGCGAGGAGGUGGAGGAGCAGGUGUGCAAGCCGCUGGCCGACCCCGAGGACCUCUACAAGCGCCUGGCGACCAUGUCCGAGGACGAGCUGGCGUCUUUCCAGACGAUGAUCCUCAGCAAGUGGCCCAACACGUAUACCUUCACGAAGGCGUUGGCCGAGACGGUGGUGAAGGACACUUGCGAGACCCUCCCAGUCGCCAUAUUCAGACCGUCGAUCGUGACGCCCGUGUGGAGGGAGCCCGUGGUCGGCUGGCUGGACUCGAUGAACGGGCCCACGCUGAGCCUGAUGGGCGGCGCGCUGGGCAAGAUGCGCUGCGGCAUGGUGAAGCUCAACAACAACACCGACAUGGUGCCCGUCGACAUGGUGGCCAGCGGCAUCAUCGCCACCGCGUGGGACGUUUCCUCGUCCGGCGACCGGAAGUCGCCCAAGGUGUACAACUUCGUGUCCGGGGCAAGGAACCCCAUCACGUGGAGGCAGUUCUACGGCUUCGCCAAGAAGUACAACAGAGUGUACCCGAGCGCCGACGCCAUGUGGUACUGCAUCUCCAUCUUCACGCAGUUCAAGUGGCUGUACAUCCUUCUGUCGCUGCUGCUGGAGCUCCUGCCAGCCGUACUUAUGGACGUCCUGCCGUACCUCAGCACCGGGAAACACAAGAACAUCGACCUGUACAUGAGGGCCAGGCGCUUCCUGCACCUGGUGACCUUCUUCUCGAUGCACCAGUGGAGAUUCCACGACGGCAACGUGGUGGACCUCCUGGCGAGGAUGUCGCCCGAGGACAAGGCGGCGUUCCCUAUGGACGUGACCGACAUCAACUGGCGGGAGUACGUCCGCUGCUACGUGCUGGGCGUGAGAGAGCACAUGCUGAAGGAACCGUUGAGCAACCUGCCGGCUGCCCGGAAGAGGUACUUCAGGUUGUUUCUCCUCCACCAUGCUCUGAGGGUGGUUCUGUGGACUUCGCUCGCCACGUGCUUGGCCUGCUUCGCGUGGAAGUGCGUGUGAGGGGAUGGACCAGUCGACGGGGAGAGACUGCAUCCCCAUCCUUCUGACUCCCUGCCCACACACUCUGGAGGACAUUCCAGCAAGCACAGCGCCGCAGCGCCGCGCCUGAUCGUUCGACGACUCCACCUCUGGACAUCAGCUUCCUCCAUUCUCCUCCUUAACCUCCUCCUCCCGCUUUCACAGGCCCAUCUCCGAUCUUCGCGUCACCAUAGUUUACAUUCCAGUUCAACGGUGGGACCCUCUUACCUCUCUCGCCACCAAAUUCAGGCUGAACACUCAAAAGUUGUCUUGUUACGUUUGAUUAAAAAUAACAGGCGUUGAUUUUCUAACCAAACAGAAAUUUUUAAUGCACUGUUAGUUUGGAACCUUGAGAGAAUGUUUCCCAUUGUCACGCAUGAGUCACAAAGUAUAACAAAUGAAGGGACAACGAAAACAAAAAAAAAUAACACAUUGCAGACCGAAUAAUCUACCAGACAUAAAAAGACUCUGCACAAUGUACAGUUAUGAUAUUUUCCCAAUAUGUAUUCAACCAAUGAUUUAAAAAAAAAAUCCAGUCAAAUACAUUUAAUUUGGAGCAAUUAUCAACUUUUGUGCAUGGAUAAUAAUUGAUUGAUUUUUUUUAUAGAGCUAUGUAAUUUAGUACGUCAAUUGUGCUAAGAAUUAGGAAGGAUUUUUACAACAGUGUAGCAAGUCAGCCAAUUCCUGAUUGUGGGACACGUGCUAUUAGUAAGCAAUACACUUCAUUCACGUACUGUCCAAGAACCAAUUAUUACUUGCAGUACCAGCAACCGUGAUCAAAAUUUGUAUUCUCCACUGUGGUAUUACUGUAUUUAUUUUUAUUUAUUCAGACUUAAUUUUCACACCGUGGUAGAUGUGCAGUGGAUAUAUAUCGUUACAGUUUUGGUUCUUGGUUCGCUUAGCUUAGUGAGAGACAGCUGGAAACUUGUGUUAUGUUUGAGGUACAGACACAGAGGACAGAUAAGAAACCAUGAACCAACUAGACGUUCUUAGUAUGACACACAAUAACUUUUAACAUGCUUGUCUCAUUCAAGGUUAGCCGGUGAUGGCUAUAUCUUUGCUCAUUGGAUGCUGUGAUGUUAUAGUGAAUGUUAUUUUACUCAGUGAUACUAUUUAAAUGCUUGUGUUUGUUUGGUUGAUUAUACAUUACCUGUUCUUACCACACACCACUGAAUAGAAAAUUUAAAUAGCUAAACUACAAUUUUAAGUCUAUGCCUGUGUACUCACUUGUAAUCAGGGCUAUAGUUUCGCUUACAAAGUGUUGUUUUUUUUUU